CUUUUAUUCCUUGUUAGAGGUAAGUGAAAAGGUUUUUGUCACGCGUCACACCAUCUUGUUAGGUAAAUUUGGCCCAGAACAACUCCUCGUACGAGGAGGACUGGACCAAUUCUAGAAAAAAUUUCAAAAUGGCGGACGAAGACGAGGAAGAUUAUAUGUCGGACAAAUUUUUGCUAAGCACGACUGAUAACAAUCCAGGUUUAGUUCCAGACAAAGUAGCAAAGAAGUAUAGGAGAGAGAUGAAGCAUAAGGAGUUGAAUCAGCGAAACAAAAUGAAACCGAUGAGAGAAAGGGAGAUGGAACAUCGUGAACAGGGUCUAGCAAAUGCUUUAGACAGCAGUAAUAAAGGAUUCGCUAUGCUACAGAAAAUGGGAUUCAAAAAAGGAAUGGGCUUGGGAAAAGAAGGGACUGGAAGAGCCGAACCUAUACCAUUGACUGUUAAAGCAGAUCGUGGAGGCCUUGGGCGUGAUAUGCUCUUAAAAAGACAGAGAGAGGUGAAAGAGGCAUUAAAACAUGAAACUGCAAAGAAAAGAGUGAAGAUUGAGGAGAAGCAGAGAGACAACUUCAGAAAACACAUGAGUGGCAGGUUUGCCGAGAGGCAAACAUCAAGUGAUUUAUAUAAGAGCCAAAAAGCAUGUGAACAGCUGGACAAAUCAAAGGACUUACCUUGUGUCGAGAAGUGGUUUUGGCCACAGGAGGAAACAAAGGAAGAUGAUGAGAAUAAGGAAGAAGAUGAAGAAGAAAAUGAUGAGGAAGAGGAGGAAGAGUUGGAGCCAUCAGAGAAGCUCAUGCACCUAACGAUGUACUUGAGAAGAACUCAUCAAUACUGUAUUUGGUGUGGGACCAAGUUUUUAGAUGAUCAGGACAUGGCCGACAACUGUCCGGGAGAUUCAGCACAAGAUCAUGAAUAACAAUCAUGAAGGAAGAAGAGAAAAAACCAGGUUAUUUUAUAGAGUCCAUCAAAUUUGUGUUAAGAUUUUCAUCACGAUGACUUUCGAACGAAUACCGGUAGUAAUGAAUGUUACGACCAUACUCGUCAGAGAAAAUACCGAUUGUCGUUGUUCACGCCCGAAUGGGUAUUCACGACCGAAGUCGAUCUUAACUGAUCACUGGCGAUCAGAACUUGAUGGCAGGUUGCGAUUAUAAUUGAGAGAGGCGAUUGUUCACGAAAGUAAUCGCAUGGCUAGCGACAGCUAGACUACGGGGACAAGUGAUGGAGAAUAUAAGGCUGACAGGGUUCUCAUUGACGAUGGACAAACUGAAGAUGACUUUUUUCCUUAAAUGUCAGCUUAACUUUUCUCGGAAACUUAGGGAUGGUGAAUGAAAGUUAAAAAUCUCUCUCGAAAUCUUGCUACCUUUAGCAACGAGUCUCCAAGUCUCGUUAAUGGUGCAUUUAGUUAUAUAUUCAUCUAAAAUGAUGUCUGGUAUAUUUUUUCAAAAUCUAAAAGUCUCGGAUUUGUUCAUACAGCCGACGAGCUUGGUCAAAAGUUCGUUAGGAUGGUCGAGAUUUAUCUUUAUUAGCGACAAAAUCCUAUGAGCGCGUUGGGCGCUCUAUAAAGAGAGGCGAAUGCUUAUAUGCUUUUCUGCCGAGGAGAACAUGCGCAUCACACACCAAGAGGAAGGAUACACCGCAUUACAACUCAAUUAAGAAGAGGAAUUCAGCUAUUUCCCUUUCGUAGACAUUUUAAGCACCCUGUUGAACUAACCGAGGUAACAGUUAAGUGAAUUAAACUAUUAAAGUUGAAAAUAAAGUAGUACUUUCUCCGGAUGAACUGGAAAAUGAACAUGACAAAAUGUCAGGGAAGCUUCUCAUGUCCCAAAUGCUGUCAUGAUGUAUAGGCAUGACUAAUUACAAGAAUUGCAAGAGUACAUGGCGAGCGCCUCUCCGGAAAAAAGGAAAAAACAAUUCAAGCACAGAAAUGUUCGUUUGCGUAAGUUAAGUAUGAAUAAUUGUGUAACAAAUAUCCUCACUUUUACUGAACUCUUUGCUUUUGUUGAAAUAGGACGCAUCUAAUUUUAUCCUGAAUAUUUUUUAAUGCACUUUGCAGGAGGGGACUGAGUUAAAUUAAAUGCACUCAACACCUCCUUUCUGAUCCUCUGAUAGGGGAGGAAAUUUUCUCACUUUAACACUUGAGAGCUAAGCCAAAGUACAACAUUAUAACGAGGAAGGAAGUGGUGACAGGUUUUCAAAACCUUAUCCGGGUCACAUGCAAGCGUUCCGCUGAGAUCGUGGGAAUGAAAUCAAAACGGCACAUUGCUCACACAGGGAGUUUCAUCAGUAGGAGUCUCAUCAAUGUUUACACAAUAAUUAAUCCCUGUCACAUUAUUAUUCGAUGUUCGACCGUGGUCUGGUUUGAAAAUUGUAUUUGAGGAAUAAGAGCCAGUUAAGAACCUUGAUUCGUUUCGAACCUUUCAUGUAAAGUCAAAUUUAGCAGACAUCAAGUUAAAUCAUGUGACAGGUACUUUGACCUUGUGCACCAAAGAGGCUUACAUAACAAAACACAACAUGAUAGUUUUCCUGGCCACGUUCGCCUCAAGCUGUAGUUUAUGUAAAUAAUUAAGCACGUAACCCGAAGAACAUUUUGAGAACUUUUCCAGGCUCACAAAAAGCGGCAUAACACAAAAGAGAGAUGAAAAAAAUAACAAAAAUUAGAAGGUUCAACCUCGGCUCUAAAAUUCUACGCUCUUAAAAAAAAGUACAUUGUGUACCCAAUGGAAGAGGCAAAAGUUAGCUUCCAUACCUUUCCAUGCCUACAUGAUAGAGAUUACAUUUUCCUUGCUACGUAAUUUACUGAGACCUUACCGGCAAUAAAAACAAUUUUCCUUUUCUUUCGCUUGUACCAUAGGGUGGGACAACCAUGCAGAAAAUUGAUCAUAAGUCACGUACUGUGCAAUUGAUAGUUCACAGGAAGCUACAGGGAGAUGCCGGACGCUUGUAGUUCUAGGCGAUUUCAUCAAAUAACCAUAAACUGUACAGAUAUCAAAAAAUAAAGGCGAAAGAAAUACUUA
Pocillopora damicornis (cauliflower coral) is the source of this 3009-nucleotide messenger RNA. RefSeq names its product G patch domain-containing protein 11. Lineage: Eukaryota; Metazoa; Cnidaria; Anthozoa; Scleractinia; Pocilloporidae. The record is from RefSeq and is a predicted model, not a curated record. Gene Ontology annotation, molecular function: nucleic acid binding. Gene Ontology annotation, cellular component: kinetochore.